CAAACGCCUGGCUGUCCGGUCGCUGUCCCCUACCCCCCCGCCCUUCCCCUCCUCGUGCUCCUCUAACCCUGCUCUCCCUGUCUUUGUCUUUCUCUAUCUCCCUUUCUAUAUAAAUAGCCAUCAGAGUACUAUUAACCACAGCCCCAGGCCUGGAAAUGGAGAAAGCGCAUUUCUUUAUGGGGAGGAAAAGAAGAGAGUGCUCUCUACUGUGCUUGGAACAAAGAGGUCGAAGACGAGCCCAAGUGUUGCAAGAGAGAGAAGAGGAAUUGGAUAGCGCCGUGAGCAUGCCGGCGAUACCGCCGCCGCAGACACCCGCCGAGCCUAUGGAGUUCCUCUCCCGCUCAUGGAGCCUCUCCGCCUUCGAGAUCUCCCGUGCCCUCCUCGCCAGCAACAAUAAGCCCAAAUUUGUCGCCAAUUGCCACCCGGAUUCUUCCGUCCACCUCCACCGCGGCAACGAAGCGGCUAUAGGCACGUGGGUUCGGCAAGGGGAGCUGCGUAAGGAGAAGGCGAGGAGCAAGGAGAAAGUGAGGAUAGCGAGUGCGCGGAUCCACGCGGCGGUUUCGGUGGCUGGGGUGGCUGCAGCGGUGGCGGCCGAGGCCGCCGGGAUGAGAUCGCAAAACCCCGGAUCGAAGAUGGGCGCCGCCCUGGCUUCUGCCACCGAGCUGCUCGCAUCGCACUGCGUGGAGAUGGCGGAGAUGGCCGGCGCGGCGCAGGAGCAGGUCGCAGAUGCAGUCAGCUCAGCAGUGGACGUCCGCUCCGUCGGCGAUCUGAUGACGCUCACGGCGGCUGCGGCGACUGCAUUGCGAGGAGCUGCGGCGCUGAAACAAAGAGUGCAGAGAGAAGCAAUCAGGAGCAAUGCUGCCGCAGUGAUACCUUACGAUAGGGGAUCCUACAGUGUCAGCCCGGAUAUCUGGUGCAAGGAAGGCGAUCUUCUCAAAAGAAACAGAAAUGGAGCCUUGCAAUGGAAGAAGGUGUCGCUUCACAUCAACAGCAAGUCACAGGUCAUAGUUAAGAUCAAAAGCAAGCACAUAGGUGGGGCUCUGUCAAAGAAGAAGAAAAGUGUUGUUUAUGGUGUAUAUGAUGAAGAACUGGAAUGGAAUGGGUUGGAGAAGAAGGGUAGAGGAAUUGGAGUUAGCUUUGGGUUGAGAACAGCAGAAGGGAACAUUGUGUUCGAUUGUGCGGACAGCUUUUGUAAGCAGAAAUGGGUGGAUGCAGUGCAGAAUCUUCUUCGGCAAGUUAAUGGGCUAAGUGAUGGAGACUAUGGAAUGCGACGGUCUAUGGAACUGCUUAAGAUCAUUAGUUAGAGAUUUUCUCGAUAUGUACAGAGUUUUAAGAUUGAAAUGUGAAGGAAUGAGAGGAGGAGUUUUGAUAUGUAUAACGUAAAUCGGUUCUAUAAAAUUUUUGAACAGUGCAUGACUGAUCCAACACAUUUUCAAUGCGAUUUUUUUUAGAACUUUUA
Messenger RNA from Dendrobium catenatum, 1459 nucleotides. RefSeq names its product VAN3-binding protein. Gene Ontology annotation, biological process: leaf vascular tissue pattern formation; phloem or xylem histogenesis; auxin-activated signaling pathway. Lineage: Eukaryota; Viridiplantae; Streptophyta; Magnoliopsida; Asparagales; Orchidaceae. Bases 156 to 1304 code for a protein of 382 amino acids. The transcript has 5 exons. The record is from RefSeq and is a predicted model, not a curated record.